ACUAAUUGCAAAGUUUCUCCGAAGUCUUCUUUUAAAAAUAGCAAAAAUUAGCUAGCGAAAGUCGUUAAAAAAAAAAAGAGGGAGAGGAUGGAAAUGUUGGCUGAAUCCAUGGAAUGAAUUCAGAAUUGAUCAAACGAGUUGACUCAGUUUCGAACAAGGAGACCUACUGAUAGAGACUAACUCCUUCCAACUCCAAUCUCUCUUUCUUCUCCAAAAUCAACAUAUCAAAAACUGGUUCAAUGGGAUUGGAUGUUGGUGUUGAGGUAGGGUUGUAGAAGUGUUAAGGAAGAACUAGAAGUUGGAUAUAAUGGGAAAUAUUUGUAGUUCGCAGAUCACUGUAAAUGGACGUGUUCCAACUGUUUCAGCUGCAGUAUGGUUGUUCGAAUACCCAGAUGACAUGAUUUCCCAACAUGUUACUGUUGCUUCUAAGGAACAUGAAUCCCCUUUACCAGUCCAAAACAAACAACUACAGCUGGAGACAGUUCCAGAGUUUGAACUUACUACUGAUCAGCAAAUCCUCAAAACGAAGAAGGGAGUUCAAGACAAAUCACCAGCACUUGAGACAAUUCCAGAACUUGAACCUGCUAUGGAUCAACAUUCUCUCAAAACUAAGAAGCCUGAAUCAGCUUUGCUAGUCCAAAGCAAACUACCAAAACUAGUGACGUUCCCACAAUUUGAACCUACAACGGAACAAACAUCCCCAAGAACCAAGAAGCCAGAACCACAUGUGUCAUUCCAAAACAAACAACCAGAACUAGCAACAAUACCAGAACUUGAGCUUAGAACCUCUACAGUGUCUACUCUAUCCUCAGAAGAACCUAGAGGCUCUCCAACAUCCCAAGAAAAACACACAGCCCUUCCACCUGCUUUAGAAACCAUUAAGCUACGACAUUUGAAGAGAGUAUCCAGUGCUAUACCCUGGGUUGGUUCGGUGUUACAAACAAAAACUGGUGACUUCAACGAUUUUUACACAUGUGGGAGGCAACUGGGUGCAGGGGAAUUUGGAAGGACGUUUCUGUGUGUGGAAAAGGAAACAGGGAAAGAGUAUGCUGUCAAAUCAAUUGAAAAGAGCAAUAUUAUAUCUGAUGUUGAUGCAGAGUAUGUUAGAAGGGAGAUUCAGAUAAUGCACCAUUUGGCAGGACAACCAAACAUGAUCUCUAUCAAAGAGGCUUAUGAGGAUGCUGAUGAAGUUUGUGUUGUUAUGGAGUUAUGUGAAGGUGGUGAUUUAUCAGAGGCUAUUUUAUGGGGUCGGCAUUACGGGGAUAGAAAAGCAGCCAAGCUUACCAGGAAGAUUGUUGAAGCUGUGGAAACCUGCCAUUUGCUGGGUGUUAUUCAUAGAGACAUUAAACUAGACAAUUUUCUUUUUGUCAAUUGGGAGGAUGAUGCACCUCUCAAAAUUAUUGACUUUGGAUUAUCUGUUUUCUUCAAGCCAGGAGAUAGAUUAAUUGAUGUGGCUGGCACACCAUGUUAUGUUGCACCAGAAGUUUUUCUUAAAAAAUAUGGACCAGAAGCAGAUAUUUGGAGUGCUGGAGUAAUUCUUUACUUUCUGUUAAGUGGAAGGCUACCUUUUUCUGGUGACAGCGAGGAAGAGGUGGGGAGAAAGGUUGUGCAUGAUGAUCUAGACUUCUCAUCAGAUCCAUGGCCUAGUAUUUCUGAGGGCGCCAAAGAUUUAGUAAGGAGAAUGCUUGAUAAAGACCCAAGUACGCGGAUAUCUGCACCCAAAAUUUUGAGUCACCCAUGGGUUCAACUUGGUUAUGAAGUAUUGAGUCUUUCAAAGCAGUCUUCUGAAAUAAGCAGUUACAAGAAAGAGGCUACUAGAAUAAUUGCACAGUCAUUAUCUGAAAAUGAAAUAGCUGACCUGAAAGAAAGGUUCAAGAUGAUGGACACUUACAAAAGGGGCAAAUUAACUUAUAAAACAAUUACGGAUGAAUUAGAACGCUUUGGAGAGAAUCUUGAGGAGGGACUGGAUUUUGCUGUUCUGAGGCCAAUGGUACAGAAAAUACAUAACAGGGCAACGAUUAGUUAUGGAGAGUUCCUAGCCUCUGCAAUGCAUUUAAAAAAUAAAUUGAGAUAGAAUGUCAUCUGUCCGCAGCUUUUGCCAGUUAGACAAGAUUAAAUGGUGAAUAAUGAAUUGGAUUCAAUUCUAUCCAAUUUUCUGAGUUGCAGCCACCUAUGGUGGAGCACAAGGCCACAUUGCAUUUGACGAAAUUUGAAAGAAGAUCAUCAAUCAUGAGCUUCUGCAUUCUUUGAUAAACAUAGAAGUUGCUACAGCAAGAUGGUUAAGAGCAAAUCGGUUUAGGCCCUCUUGUCUUCUAGAAAAAUAAAAAUGCCUAAAAUUUUUUUGUGGCUAUCAAUUUCACCGUAAAUACCCCCAUAAUUAGCCGCAAAUAUUUUGUUGUAAAAAGGUCAUCCUAAAUACCAUUAUUUGUGGCAAAAAAAUGUUCGCCUUGCGGCGAAAAAACCACCCCAAAUAUCAAUAAAUCUGUCACAAAUAAUUAUAGAUUUUGUCGUAAUUGACCUUAUUUGUAGCGAAAAAUUUAAAUAAUUUGUCGCAA
Humulus lupulus (European hop) is the source of this 2555-nucleotide messenger RNA. RefSeq names its product calcium-dependent protein kinase 2-like. Gene Ontology annotation, molecular function: calcium-dependent protein serine/threonine kinase activity; ATP binding; calcium/calmodulin-dependent protein kinase activity. The transcript has 7 exons. Gene Ontology annotation, biological process: peptidyl-serine phosphorylation; intracellular signal transduction; protein autophosphorylation. The coding region runs from base 308 to 2074 and encodes 588 amino acids. Gene Ontology annotation, cellular component: cytoplasm; nucleus. NCBI's taxonomy places the organism in Eukaryota, Viridiplantae, Streptophyta, Magnoliopsida, Rosales, Cannabaceae. The record is from RefSeq and is a predicted model, not a curated record.